GUAGGCUCGUUACUCAAUAUUUUUGAAAAAUUGAAAUUGAAAGCUCAUGUUUGUGAUCUGAAACAACUGUGCUUUUGGUAUUAUUUUAUAGCCAAUUUGUUAAAUUGUUUUCAUUGUCGGACAAUUAGUGUCAAAUUCGUCAAAUAUGCAAACUAAUCAAGGAGAAGCUGUUGACCUUGCCGGGAAAAGCACUUCAACAAAUGUAUUACCUCUGUCUUCAUCAACAACUCCGGCAACAAAUACCUUCACAUUUCCGCUCGCCGCUAAACCUGCAACAACUGCUGCUAACACAUCUUCACUUAUGCCUCAGAUGAAAGCUGGACCUGAAAAAAUGACCUUUGCAAAAUUGGAAGAUACCAUCAACAGAUGGUUGGAUGAAUUUACUAGCUUAGAAAACGAUUUCCAUGAGCAAGCUGAGAAUAUUAAUGUGUGGGACUCAAUCUUGAUUAAUAAUGCUCACAAAUUAUCUCAAACUAAUGAAAAAUUGGAUCAACUCAAGUCAGAAACUGCUAAAAUAAACAAUCAGAUCGAUUUCAUUCAAUCACAACAAGCUGAACUGGAAGAACUAAUCAAGCCUUUAGAAGCCGAAAAAUUAAAAUUGAUGGAAGGUGAAGCUAUCUCUGAGAAAGAUAAAUUUUACAACUCUAUAGAGUCUGUAAAUAAUGAUUUACAAGGGAUUGCACUGGAUAUUCAAGUAAUCAUUGAACAAUUUAAUUCCAUCAACACGAUAAAAGAUGUUAAUGAUCCUUUAGCUUCAAUUGGUAAAAUUUUGAACCUUCACAUGACCCUUCUUAAGUACAUCGAUGAACAAAUUUCCACCAUCUCAAGUCCCGAUUUUGCUCGGAAAGUUUAGGUGUAGCCAAAAAUAUGCUUUACGGAUUAAAUCGUCAAGUUAAAGUAUAAAACUGAUAUAUUCACAUAUAUUCAUGUUAGUUGUUGAUAUGCUCAUAAUAAAGUUUUUUUUUAAAAAAUCUGGCUCUUUUAUCGACGAUUUCAUUGAAUAGUUCAAUGAUCCCGCAACGAGUCAUUGAAAAUUUCAUUAUAAAUUUUUGUCAUCAAAGUCUUAUCAAUUUGUGUCAUGUAAAAAACAAUGAAUCUUAAAAACUCGAUCUGUUAAUAUUUAAUCUUCGUUCCUUUGUCAUGUUGCAUUCAUCGCCAUUUUACUUACAUUUCACUAAGUUUUUUGAAAUUAAUAAAUUGCUUAAAUAACAUCAAA
Molecule: messenger RNA, 1216 nt
Organism: Tetranychus urticae (two-spotted spider mite)
Lineage: Eukaryota; Metazoa; Arthropoda; Arachnida; Trombidiformes; Tetranychidae
Gene: Nup62
Product: nucleoporin 62
Biological process (GO): RNA export from nucleus; protein import into nucleus
Cellular component (GO): nuclear pore central transport channel; nuclear pore
Molecular function (GO): phospholipid binding; structural constituent of nuclear pore
Source: RefSeq, a predicted model, not a curated record